Messenger RNA from Ilyonectria robusta, 831 nucleotides. RefSeq lists its product as uncharacterized. Lineage: Eukaryota; Fungi; Ascomycota; Sordariomycetes; Hypocreales; Nectriaceae. The transcript has a single exon. The record is from RefSeq and is a predicted model, not a curated record. Bases 246 to 737 code for a protein of 163 amino acids.
GUCAUGGCGUGUCGGUGUGUGUGUGAGAGACGGCCAGACAGCGAGGAAGUCGCCCCCAGGGUCUAAUACCGGGUAACCUGACGGGCCGGGCCGCGGGCCGGUGGUUGGGACUUGGAAUUUCUGGAGCAAUUCAAUGGUUCCAGAAGCCGGAGGAUUCUUAGUGUGGUCGAGGUGCUCAGGGAUUACUACAUGGCGAUGCCGGUCGAAGGGCUGGGAAGGACAGGCAAAAAUCGCCGUUUAAAGGCAUGUAUACGGGAGAUGCUCGCUUGCGGGAGGAUCAGGAAAGGAUGGUUGGCCUCACGGCUGGUCUGUGUUACCUCAAUGCGCACAGGACACCGCUGGUUCGGACGUUUGUGUUAGUUGGAGUAGUGGCGGUGCCGUUUGUCACUGUCCGUGUGCAGCUGCCGGAUGCUGGAGUCUUUGGCCUAUGGUUGUUGGUCAAUAAUGGCGUCAAUGGUCAUCGGGUACCGACCGACACAGGGGUGGAGGAAUUACGCCCGCCAGCAGGACCCGAGUCAUAUUUCUCCGGUGACAUUGACGGGUUUGCCGGCGGCAACCCGGUGGGAGUACCGAGUGAGUCGGGCAGGGUUGCCAGCCGAAGUACGGUGAAGUGGCUGUUGCACAUUGGAUUCGGCCGGAGGGCUGAAUUAGGAGUCGGUGUGGUACAGGGUAGGUUGGGAGGUACUGGGGCCAAGCAGUUCCCGAGUCAUUUACCUGCAUUUGAUUCAACUUGGUGACUUUCCUAUUUGGAAGUCCCAUGAGGCCAUGUGUAAACUCUCGUUGUAAUACGAGUUGUCAUGUCGAGUUGAUGUCACAGGUUCGUUGAUAGAA